AUGCCGCGUUUUCCGAGGAAACGCGUGUCGAAAACUGAGCUUGGAGAAGAUUCGAAGCGCCCCAGGGACUCGGAAGAGGAAGAAGGCGACUCCGGUGCCUCGUCUCCCGGAAGCGCCUUGUCCACUUCACCGGAUGUGCCCGGAAAUAGCGGGGAUUCGCGGAAACGAUCCAGUGGUGGAGCCGGGAAAAUGCGAGAGAACGAAGACGAGGAUUCCAGUAUCGAACACCACGUUGCGGACGGGGUGCCGUUGAGCGAACUUCCGAUCGCUGAGGACAUGCCGCGAAGGACGAGGUCGGAGUGGAGUACCGACUCGUAUGACGUUGGACCCGCACCGUUCAGCGAUGACGAGGCUGCCAUUCAAGAGCGGGAAGCCUGCGAUUAUACCAUCAAAGUUACCAUGGAUAUGGCGAAGGCUGGAAGAGCCAGAAGGAAAGUUCGUGUUUACGCCGACGGAAUUUAUGAUCUGUUCCAUGCUGGGCACGCGCGUCAGCUAAUGCAAGCAAAGAACGCGUUCCCGAACAUUUACCUAAUUGUUGGAGUCACAAGCGAUCAUCAGACACACAGCAAGAAAGGAAGAACCGUUAUGAGUGAGGAUGAGCGGUACGAAGCCAUCCGACACUGCCGUUAUGUUGACGAAAUAGUUCGUGAUUGCCCCUGGGAAAUCACUGAGGAAUAUCUUAUGAAGCAUAAGAUCGAUUUUGUGGCGCACGACGAUAUCCCGUACGUGACGGGCUCAGGAACGGACGUGUACGCGACCAUUAAGGCGAAAGGCAUGUUUCUGGCCACGCAGCGAACUCAAGGCGUUUCCACAUCAGAUGUCGUUGCCAGAAUAGUACGCGAUUACGACGUGUACGUGCGACGAAAUUUGGCGCGUGGUUAUACCGCGAAGGAGCUGAAUGUCUCGUUCAUGAAGGAGCAAAAGUUUCGGUUUCAAAAUAAGAUGGACGAGCUGAAAGAUAAAGGGAAACGGGUUGUGGAGAAUAUCGAAGGGGCCAGUACAUCUAUGAUUCAGCGAUGGAAGGACAACUCCCGGGAAUACAUUAGCAAUUUCAUCGGCUUCUUCGGGGAACCUUUGUCAAACAUUUGGCAGCGCCGUGCAAUUUCUCCGCCUCCCACAUCAGCAUCUUUGGAUUGCGGGAUAAGGGGGAAGAGCCCACCGACGAAGCGUCGCCCGAAGGCAGGCAGCAGAGAAUCCUCGGUACUAACCGCUGAAGAUUUGUCUGAUGGCGAGGACGAAGUUAUCGCUCCAGGGAAAUCCUCGCAAGCCGGAUAUCUGACUACCCUUGCAGAGUGAUCGUUGAUGGGAUGAAGGGUUCAAAGUUUCUUGUCAUCUGGGAUUGCAUCCUCUUGUAUACUGGCUCGGUUUUUCCUUCUACAAUUUAUUUCAUUUCUCCCUCGUGUUCCUAUUUCUCUCGUCUUUCUCACUCGCGAGUAAGCUGCUCUCUCCUGUGUAGAUGAGCUCGCCUUUUUUGUACUACUGUACUUGAUGAAAACCGUGGGAAAUUCGCUUUUCUAGCUUUAAGUCAAGUGUACGCGAGUGUUAUGCCUCGGUUGGACAGUGCCAGCGUUCGUUUUUACCUGCGUUUCUCCUACUGUUGAACGUAAUUACGUUUUUGCCGAAUCCAGGAUUUCCACGAUUUUAUGUUUUGAUUCGAAAUCGAUUUAUACGUUGGAUUGCCAGAUUCCGGAGAUUAUUGAUAUUGUAGAAAGAAGUGAUUUCGACGGUAUUCCAUUGGUGCGGAUGUGGGGUUAUCUGCUCUCGAUCGCGCCUGGUUAAUGUUUGAAGGAUAAUCUGUCGUCGAUCAACGUUUCGGUGGACACAUGGAGGUGGAUGAUGCAAGGAAUAAAGAUUAUCAGUUGAA
This is a messenger RNA of Notodromas monacha, 1864 nucleotides long. NCBI's taxonomy places the organism in Eukaryota, Metazoa, Arthropoda, Ostracoda, Podocopida, Cyprididae. The record is from the annotation of a GenBank genome assembly.